Molecule: messenger RNA, 2683 nt
Organism: Miniopterus natalensis
Lineage: Eukaryota; Metazoa; Chordata; Mammalia; Chiroptera; Miniopteridae
Source: RefSeq, a predicted model, not a curated record
AUGGAGUCAGCCGCGCUGGAGACAGGCCGGAAGCGGGGCCGAGCCUUAUUUCAUAAAUGCACCGCCCAGGACUCCCCGGGCUCAGGCCUGGCCACGCUGCUGCGAGGCGCCGGCCCGCCUGGGGCGGUGCCGCAGAGCCAGGCAGGGGGACCGGGACCAGGUCAGCGUUCCCCGGAGGGCGCAGGCCCCGAGGAGCCGCAGGGCCCACGGCGGCAAGCGGAGAGCGAGAGGGAAGCAGCCGCAGCGCCUCUGCUCUCAGGGGCCCCGGGCCAGCCCGGCGAGGACGACUUGCCGGCCUUGGACCUGGACUCUCUCUGGGACGAUUUCUCGCGGAGCCUCGUCGGCGACCAUCGGGAGAUGCUGGCUUUCCUCACAGGCUCAGGGGCAGGGUUGCAGCCAGAGGCUCAGCACGAGCUCGACGUGGUUCUCAGAACCAUCAUCCCGAAAAGGAGCCCGCAUUGCCCGCUCGCUGCUCCGAGGAGGGAGAUAGUCGUUCAAGAUGUCCUCAAUGGAACUGUAACUUUUUUACCUUUGGAAGAAGAUGACAAAGGGAGUUUAAAGGUUAAGAUGAGCAACGUGUACCAGAUCCAGCUCUGUCACAACAAAGAAGAAUGGUUCAUAUCUGUUUUAAUUUUCUGUCCAGAAAGAUGGCAUUCGGAUGGGAUUGUUUAUCCCAAACCCGCCUGGCUCGGACAAGAGCUGUUGGCCAGGCUGGCCAGGUGGUGUGUGGAGAGCAGGAGGAGUGGGUUUAAAAGCACCCUGUCCCUCAUCCCGAUCCUGAAGUACAGCCGGGCCUACCAGGCUCUCAAAGAGAAGUACAGAGACAUGGUCAAGGUGUGGCCUGAAGUGACUGAUCCUGAAAAGUUUGUGUAUGAAGACGUGGCUAUUGCUGCCUACCUGCUGGUUUUAUGGGAAGAAGAGAGAGCCACGCAGGGUGUGGCAGCCAAGCAGUCCUUUGUGGACUUAGGGUGCGGAAACGGUCUCCUGGUGCACAUCCUGAGCAGCGAGGGGCAUCCAGGCAGAGGGAUCGAUGUUCGCAGAAGGAAGAUCUGGGAUGUGUAUGGGCCACAGACUCGCUUAGAGGAAGCUGCAAUCACACCAGGUGAUCAGACCCUCUUCCCUGACGUGGACUGGGUAAUCGGGAACCAUUCCGAUGAGCUGACACCAUGGAUACCUGUCAUCGCAGCCAGGUCUUCCUACCGCUGCCGUUUCUUCGUCCUUCCCUGCUGCUUCUUCGACUUCGUGGGGCGAUACCGCCGGAGGCAGAGCGAGAAGACUCAGUACCGGGGCUACCUGGAUUUCAUCCAGGAGGUGGGGUCGACCUGCGGCUUCCGCGUGGAGGAGGACUGCCUGAGGAUCCCUUCCACCAAGCGAGUUUGUCUCAUCGGGAGAUCUAGAACCUACCCUCCCACUGCAGAAGUAUCCGUUGAUGCACAGAGGACCCAGUACAUCAGCCGGCGGGGCUGCCCUGGGGGCCCACCUGUGGAGGGGCCCAGUCAGCACCGCGACAGCCACAGAGCCCCGGACGCUGGGGCUGAAGGACGCUGGCUGCCUGGGUUCCACCCGAGAGACAAAGCUGAGCGUGUGAGGAACUGUGCGGCCCUCCCUCAGGAGUUCGUUGACCAAGUGGUUCUGCAAGUGGCAGAGUUGUUGUUGGGUGGGAAGCAGUUAAGCCCAAGAAGUUCUCACAGCGGGAGUCUGAAGACCUGGGAUCGAGGAGAGAGCCUCUCCCUGGCAGAAGUGGCAGGCAAGCUGGACAGGGAGACCCUGCAGAGGCUGAAGCGGGAGUGUGGUGGUCUGCAGACGCUGCUGAGAAACAACCACCAGGUGUUCCAAGUUCUGAAUGGGAGAGUGAACAUUCGCGACUGGAGGGAAGAACAGCUGCAGAAGGAGAAGCAACUAGAAGCCAAGCGCAGGCUGUUCUCUAAGGCUUUCAAAACCCGCCUCUGCUGGUUCUUCACCCACCACCCUGAUGGCUGCGCUCUGCCCACUGACCGCUGCCCGUUUGCCCACGGGCCUGGGGAGCUGCGGCCACCUCCAACUACCAAGAGGAAGAAGCAGCUUCCGUGAGCUGCAGGGGCCCAGGGAGAACGUGCUCGGCUCCUCUGUGAUCCAGGUUUUGGGCUGCUGGUGCUGAAGCCACUUUCCUUCUGCCUCCCUCCGGCAUUUGGUUCCAUGGGCACUUCCCACGCUGCACGGACAGGAGAAGCCGGAGAGGCUGAAGGCCCUCAUGCCCCCACCCGGGUCUGGGCUUGUUUCAAAUGAGGGAGCUGCCACAUGGGUGCAGCACUUUAUCCACGUGUGAAGGUUCUCAGACGUCUAGUUCAGGAGAUGUGUGAAGUGCUUGGACCGGCCCUUUUUGGGGCACCGCCUGACCCGGAUGUCAGUAUGAGGGCAGGCUCACCCGAAAGUCAGCUGCCCCAGAGACCCAGCGGGUGAGCCCCCCUCUUUUCCACCCUUCCCCAUUUACAUCUCCCAAGUACUGGUACUUUUGACCCCAGAGGAAAAAGUCCUGAUGCGUUUCUAUUUAAAAUUAUUUUUACAGUUUUAUGCACAAGUCACAUCGAUAGACACUGUCAUGGCCCUUGAUUUUUCCACAGAACAUACCCUGGCGACCUUUCCGUAGUGCACGUGUUCUCUGUUCAUGCUUGAGCAAUGGGGAUAAACUCACUGCUUGCUCUCA